This is a messenger RNA of Baudoinia panamericana UAMH 10762, 270 nucleotides long. RefSeq lists its product as uncharacterized. NCBI's taxonomy places the organism in Eukaryota, Fungi, Ascomycota, Dothideomycetes, Mycosphaerellales, Teratosphaeriaceae. The record is from RefSeq and is a predicted model, not a curated record. The transcript has a single exon. Bases 1 to 270 code for a protein of 89 amino acids.
AUGUUGCACUCGCCUCGCAAGCGCCGGAAAGUCCACGCAACAAACGGGCAGCCUUUGUUGUUGCCACUUCCACCACCGUCCGCAAUAUGUAUCAGCACGAAACAUUUCCUCCGUGUGACGCCACUGCUUCCUCGUCCGGGGCCGCCGUCUGGGAGGCGAGAUGUCGGCAGCGCAUACCACUGGCUUAGAGACGUCGCUAAGCCGAACAAACCGGCCAGACCCGGUGUUGAGUACAGCUUUCCGCAGGUGGCCUACUGCUUCCAUGCGUAG